Messenger RNA from Odocoileus virginianus texanus, 1875 nucleotides. Lineage: Eukaryota; Metazoa; Chordata; Mammalia; Artiodactyla; Cervidae. The record is from RefSeq and is a predicted model, not a curated record.
AUGCAUGGUUAUGAGCUGAGGAAUGAGUCGGAGCUUGGCCAGCCAGAGGACGACAUCCACAUCUGGGGCGUCCUCGGGGCGGUGCGGGUGUCAGCGGACAACGACAGAGGGAGGUGCCCCCGCCGGGUAUCCAGUAGCAACUGCCAGGCGAGGGGGCGCGGGCGGCGUUCCGCGGGAAGAGUGGGCGUUCCUCUCCACCCGUCCGCACCGCCUCUUGUUUUGAAGGCUCGCGUGGUCCCGCGUCAUUGGCCGCCGUGGAGCCCAGGCUUCGGGGAGGCGGAGCGGUUCCGCAGCUGUAGCUCUCCAGUUACCCCCUCCGCCGGCCCCGCCUUCCGACUGCCGGCGCCCACCGGGCCGCACUGGACCACAAUUCCCACAAGGCCUCGCGCCCAGAGUGGGCGUGGCCGGGCGCAGGGGAAGCCGGGGUCUCUCGGCCGCCGGGAACCGUCCCCUUGGGUCGUCGCCCCGGCNAGAGUCCCUCGCCUCUCCUCUUCCUCAGGACCGUUGUAUCUUUACCCAGCUUGUACUCCGUCUGCUGAGUGGCAUCGCCAGGUCACCGGAGUCUUGGAUGACUGCUUGUGUGACAUUGAUAGCAUCGAUAACUUCAACACCUUCAAAAUCUUCCCCAAAAUAAAAAAGCUGCAAGAACGAGACUAUUUUCGUUAUUACAAGGUUAACCUGAAGCGACCAUGUCCUUUCUGGGCAGAAGAUGGCCAUUGUUCAAUAAAAGACUGUCAUGUGGAGCCUUGCCCUGAGAGUAAAAUUCCAGUUGGAAUUAAAGCUGGGAAUUCUAAUAAGGUUUUUGCUAUUACAAACAAUGACGCACUGGCAUCUUUGUCUUUCGUCGAAUUGUGCACAUAUUACUCAAAAGUGGCAAAUAAUACCAAAGAAUUAGAAGACUGUGAGCAAGCUAGUAAACUGGGAGCAAUUAACAGCACAUUAAGUAAUCAAAGCAAAGAAGCUUUCAUUGACUGGGCAAGAUAUGAUGAUUCACAGGAUCACUUUUGUGAACUUGAUGAUGAGCGGUCUCCAGCUGCUCAGUACGUAGACCUGCUGCUGAAUCCCGAGCGCUACACCGGCUAUAAAGGGUCUUCUGCGUGGAGAGUGUGGAACAGCAUCUAUGAAGAGAACUGUUUCAAGCCUCGAUCUGUUUAUCGUCCUUUAAAUCCUCUGGCACCCAGCCGAGGAGAAGAUGAUGGAGAAUCAUUCUACACAUGGCUAGAAGGUUUGUGUCUGGAGAAAAGAGUCUUCUAUAAGCUUAUAUCGGGACUUCAUGCUAGUAUUAAUUUACAUCUGUGUGCAAAUUAUCUUUUGGAAGAAACCUGGGGUAAACCUAGCUGGGGACCUAACAUGAAAGAAUUUAAACGCCGAUUCGACCCUGUGGAGACCAAGGGAGAAGGCCCAAGAAGGCUAAAGAAUCUGUACUUCCUAUAUUUAAUUGAGCUUCGAGCUUUAUCAAAAGUGGCCCCAUACUUUGAGCGCUCAAUUGUCGACCUUUACACUGGAAAUGUGCAAGAAGAUGCUGACACAAAAACCCUUCUACUGAAUAUCUUUCAAGAUACAAAGUCCUUUCCCAUGCACUUUGACGAGAAAUCCAUGUUUGCAGGUGACAAAAAGGGGGCCAAGUCGUUAAAGGAGGAAUUCCGGUUACAUUUCAAGAAUAUCUCCCGUAUAAUGGACUGUGUGGGAUGUGACAAAUGCAGAUUAUGGGGGAAGUUACAGGUUUGUGUGUUGUUUUCUGUUCUGAAACUAUUGCUAACCUUAAAUUUCUGCACUGAGAAGUUGAAAGUUUUUGUUAAAAUGUCCUCAUUGUUCAUUGAAUUAGAGACCCAAAGUGUGGUUUUGCUAUUUUAUUUAUGAAAAAAAUUAGUGUGU